UACUAAGGCACUGAGUGGCGAUGAAAAGUUACAGUCCAUGGACAACCAUUUGCCAGAUUUGUGUCAGUUGGCGAGGAGAUUUCAUGACGUUCGUAGCACAAACUUCGGUACGGUGCUGGGAAAUUAGUGUGCUACCACCCUAAAUGGUGUUUUUCUCCACCCGCCCUUCCGGUACCGCUUGUCGUCGUCGGCCGUUUCGUUGUGCCUACCGUGUAGUGCAUUCGGUGUUCGAAUUUUCCUUUCUCACAUACGCCCAAAUCACCCCCACAGGAUAGAGUGAUGAUUGCGAUAUUUUUGGUUCUUAUGAGUGUUGUUUCUGAUACUUGUGAUGGAAUAUUAAAUUGAUUUUUCCUGUCUUGAUUGAAAUACUGUGCCGUUUAAAAUCUCCGAGGAAAGGCUUCGGAGUUGUUCUCAGUAGAAUGCCACAUAAGGUUGGCAAGUGAAAAUUUUAAAAAAUGGAACAAGUGCGCGUGCAUGCCAAAACUAAACACCGUAGUUCUCGGUCCGGAUCCAGCUCGCGGAGAGUGUCGACCAGCAGUGGGCAUCAGCGAUUGGAAGCUUCCGAACAAUCUCCAGGCAGGCCGCGAAACGAUGAAGAAGUUUCUAAAAAUAGAGCACCCUUUACCGUAGGAGGUUCACAUUCUUCACGACCAGAUGAAAAUCUAGAUAGCGCCUCUACGACGACAAACGCCAGCAGCACGAAAGUCCACAACAAUAUCAACAACAACAACAAUGUUGAUGAUGCAAUUGAUGCUAACAGAAAUCCACACGAUCAGCAGCGCGUGGAAACGACUUCCGUAGACACCGUUCCGGGAACGGACGACAAACUGCAAAAGGGUAUCCUGGGCUACAUGGACCGCCAGCUGAAGGUGCAAUCGCUGUCAGAUCCGCAGAAAAGUCCCGCUCAGCGGAGCACCCGCAGCCGAAGUAGCCUAGAUAAAAGCCCACGCAGAAAGCGCAGCAAAUCGGAAUCCCGCAGGCGGAGAGAGCGGAAAAUUAUCGCUGCUGGGGAAAUGGAAGUGCGCCAGGCAAACGAAACGCUGAUGCGGUAUCUGAAGCAGUGUUCCGAUUUCAAUGACGCGUCGCUUUCGGGUGAUUUGGAGAUUCCGGAAAACCUCGAAGAUAGGCGGGUGCACCGGAAGACGAAGUCGCAGCGAGAGCGGAAACACCAGCAGCAGAACGCGCCGAAGCAUACUGGUGAAGACACUUCCACCUACCAUGGCGAAAUCUACAACCCAUUCACACCAGUCGUGUCGCCAACGACGGAAGCGGCCCCAACCAGAAUCGAUAAAAUGUACAUCCAGACGGCUAGCGGAUAUCGGCCGGUAGACAAUACUUACCACCACCAUCACCUGCACCAUCAUCACUCGCAGUACCAUCGCCAUCAUCUGAGGCCUGGUGGCGGUGGCGGUGGUUUGGCUGGUGACCCUGAAAGCAAUAAUUACACAAUAAGAACAGCAGUGCAUCUUUCCUGUGCGGUGCAAAGAGUAUGGCUGCAUAUAGCCAACGUAUGUCACGGUUUGCUGGGAGGGUUGGCCCUGGCUCAUCUGCUGCUGAUCUGUACAACAAGACCGUACGAUUGGGUCGAAGCUUCCAUACGGCACUAUUCGGCCUUUGCGGAAGUAUACGCCAACACGUUUUACUGUUUGGCUAUCAUCUGUAUGGUUUCGAUAUUCGAUAGAAUGGACAUAUCACACUUCAGCCUAUCGAGUGCGACGGAUAACAACAUUUCGUUUAGAUCUGUGGUUAUCAUCAUGAUAUAUGCAGCAACGAUUGUACUGAGUCUGUCGGCUGGAUCGAUGGACGAACGCCUUUACCUGUCCGCUUCUAAUGUGACCGUGUGGGAAGAGGAACUGGAAACGAACAAAGUACUCAGCAUCUGGAAUACUCUAUCGAUAGCCCGCAGUGUUGGUGCUAUUUUCGGAUGGGUUGUGAUUGGCAUGUCGCCUGAUCAGGACCAACUGUACGACCAUUUGCUCGAAAUGGAGAAAUAUCAACUCCAGUAGGCAGCAACCAGUACCAACCAAAGAUAGGCAUAAUGAAAUCGACGAUAAUAAGCCUCUUAUCUCUAUAUUGCACUUCAAAAACUGUGUUACGUUCUUAAUGAGUAACUGUAAAAAUGGCCACUGUAAAUACUAGAAUAAAGGAUCAUAGCUAAUGGGAACGAUACAGAACAAAAUACGAAAAUAGAGAUCAUUCAAUAGCAGUAACAUAAACGAAGCCUCAGGCUAAGACAUCAUUGUAACAAUAAACCAGCAAA
This is a messenger RNA of Armigeres subalbatus, 2260 nucleotides long. RefSeq lists its product as uncharacterized. Gene Ontology annotation, biological process: cilium assembly. The transcript is spliced from 5 exons. NCBI's taxonomy places the organism in Eukaryota, Metazoa, Arthropoda, Insecta, Diptera, Culicidae. Bases 456 to 2006 code for a protein of 516 amino acids. The record is from RefSeq and is a predicted model, not a curated record. Gene Ontology annotation, cellular component: ciliary transition zone.